Emericellopsis atlantica is the source of this 2304-nucleotide messenger RNA. RefSeq names its product C6 transcription factor. The record is from RefSeq and is a predicted model, not a curated record. Gene Ontology annotation, molecular function: zinc ion binding; DNA binding; DNA-binding transcription factor activity, RNA polymerase II-specific. Lineage: Eukaryota; Fungi; Ascomycota; Sordariomycetes; Hypocreales; Bionectriaceae. The transcript has 2 exons. Gene Ontology annotation, biological process: DNA-templated transcription; regulation of DNA-templated transcription. Bases 1 to 2304 code for a protein of 767 amino acids.
AUGCCUCCCUCGCGCGCCCGACGUGCCCCGGCCGCCUGUUCCCGCUGCCGGGUCCGCAAGAUCAAGUGCAACAAUGAGCGGCCCGCCUGCGUCAACUGCAAAGCCUACGGUCACGAAUGUGUCUAUGAGCCGAUCAGCGAGUCGGCCAAGGAGGCAGGGCGCCUGCGUCACGAGCGCAAGAAGUUGCGGAAAUCACAGCAGCAGAGCGCCAGCAGCCAGGCUCCCGAGUCCAGUCAUGGCGGUGACAAUGAUGAGCUGCAGCAGCAGCGUUCACCCUCGGGACAUGGGGCGGCGAGUGUCCAUGACAAUAGCAGCAGCAUCAGCGCCCACGAAAACACCAACCCUCUCGAGGAGCAGAAUGGCCCGCGCGAGGGCGUGGCGCGCAUCCUCGUCUCGGACAGUGGCGUGUCCAGCUACCAUGGCCGCACGAGCACCCUCUACGAGGAUCAUCCCCAGGAGCGCUCUACGGCGCAACACCCUCGGAUGCCAGACGAAUGGGUUGAGCGAGGCCUCGUCGCAGAGGCCGCCCGCCAACGACAGCUAGAGGAGCUCAACUACCGCCACGGAAAGCUGGACUUUGACGGCGUCGAGCCGGACCUGGGCAUGCAUCUGCUGUCCAUCCACUGGAACAGGCAGCACCACUCGUGCCUCAUCACGUACCGGCCUGCCUUUAUGCGCGACAUGGCCUGCGGGGGCCCCUAUUUCUCCAAGCUGCUCCUCAACGCCAUCUACUUUGCCGCCUCCAAGUUCAGUCCCCGGCUCGAGGUCCGCAAAGACCCUGGGGAUGUGCGUACGGCUGGGUGGCGGUACAGAGGACGCGUCCGGGAGCUUCUGGGCGGCGCGUUGGACCGCAGCGAUGUCACCACGAUUCAGGCUCUCCUGCUCAUGACGAAUUCGCUUUUCGCGCUCGGCGACGAGAGGAGCGCGGCUUGGCUGUAUGCGGGCCUGGCGUUUCGCAUGCUCAUCGACCUUGGUCUGCACGUCGACCUCACCGGUACGCGACGCUUCUCCGACGAGGAUCUCGAGGUACGAAGGCGCGUCUUCUGGGCCGCCUUUGUCGUUGACAAGAUCCAGUCGCUCUACCAGGGGCGGCCGUCGACGCUCAAGGAGAGCGACGCGCUGGUGCCCAUCAAGUUCCUUGACUCGUACGAGGAGCUCGAGCACUGGCAGCCAUUCGCCUACUCGUCGUCCACGACGCACUACCCCGGCUCUCCGGCCUACAGCAACUCGACGUUUGCCAGUCUGUGCAGGCUCUCCUUGACCAUGAGCGAAAUCCUCAACAGCAUCUACACGGAGCGGAGCUCGGACCAGACGCCCAGGGAACUGUCAACCAUGCUCGAGAAGCUACAGCUCCGGCUCGACAACUGGAGGCGAGACUUGCCACCGCACUUACAGCUCGAUCCGGGACGACAGUCGCGAGAGAUGGAGUAUCCCCCUCCCCACGUCUUUAGUCUCAAUGCCAUGUACAACGUGCUCAUCAUCCUGCUCCAUCGACCCUUUGUAGCCGACGGCCACCUGUACAGCACGUCCCGCUCCAUCUCCGUCGACUCCUUUAUGAAAUGCGCGUCCGCCGCCUCGACCAUCUGCAGCCUUGUCCGGGCCUACCACCAGGCCUUCUCAACACGGAGGGCGCCCUACCUCAUCUCCUACGCUACCUAUGUCGCCGCGACAAUCCACUCCCGCAUUGCCGCCCGCAGAGGAAGCGACUCGUCGGCGCAUGCCAACCUGGCGACGUGCCUCGCCGUCUUUGAGCAGAACCAGGCGACCAACUCUGCGGUCAACAAGGCGUCGCUGAUCAUACAGAAUCUCAUGAAGAAGCUAGGCGUCACGCUGACCCCCUCGGGUGAUGCGCUGCGCAAUGUGGUCAUGGAUUCUGCGGCGGCCACGGCCACAGCAGCAGAGCAGCAGGCUGAGCCUGUGCUGGACGUGCCAGCGAGCAACUUGCACACCAACGCCAGCAGCACUGUGGACGCGCUACCCCCGGCCACAGCUCUGGGGGAUUACUCACCCAACGACCCUGACUGGCUUGACAUUGACAACAUCAUCCAGAGCUUCCUUCACGGACGUGAGGGGGCCCAUGCGCCCGCUGGGUUCGAGCCAGACACGGCGUGGCUGCCGGCUCCGUCUGUGCACAACAUGGCUGGUGCACCGGCGACGGCGGUGGGUAUGUAUCCCACGCCGACCGAGGGCAGCGGCUACUUCCAUCCCCCGGAUGACAGCGGUGGCAGCAAUGGGUUUGUGCAGGACCCCUUGUUUGGCUUCAAUGGGUCGGCGACAGACUCGUAUCACUAUGCACCGUGGUGA